AUGAAGUUCACCCUCGCUCUCGUUGCCGCCGGCCUCGUCGCCGCUCAGGACUUCUCUGGCCAGCCCGAGUGUGCCAUCCCGUGUCUGCGCGAUGCCAUCCCCCAGGUCGGCUGCGCCCUGACCGACACCGCUUGCCAGUGCACCCCGGCGACGCAGCAGGCCCUCGUCCCCGUCGCCGCCUCCUGCCUGCUUGCCGCCUGCAACUCGGCCGACCUCGGCAGGGCCCAGGCCGCCGCCGCCGCCGCCUGCUCCGCCUUCCAGGCCACCGCCGGUUCUGCCCAGCCCACCGCCUCUGCUUCCGGUGCUGUUUCCUCUGCCGCCGCCUCGCCCUCGGCCUCCGUCUCGGCCUCCGUCUCGGCCGCUGUUUCCUCUGCUGUCGCUUCCGUCAGCGCGUCCGCCAGCGCCGCCCUGUCCUCCGCCUCCGCCGCGGUCACCUCUGCCCUCAACGGCACCGCCGCGGUCAGCAGCGCCACCCUGACCGCCUCGCGCACCGCUUCCACCGCCAACCCCUCCGGCACUGGCGCCAGUGCCAGCACCACCACUGCUGCCUCCACCAACGCCGCUGCUCAGGGCUCCGUUGCCGUCGGUGGUCUGGCCCUCGCCGCCAUCGCCGGCAUCGUUGCCGUCCUGUAA
Colletotrichum higginsianum IMI 349063 is the source of this 633-nucleotide messenger RNA. Its product is annotated as CFEM domain-containing protein. The transcript has 2 exons. NCBI's taxonomy places the organism in Eukaryota, Fungi, Ascomycota, Sordariomycetes, Glomerellales, Glomerellaceae. The record is from RefSeq and is a predicted model, not a curated record. Bases 1 to 633 code for a protein of 210 amino acids.